AUUAAAGUCAAUUAUGUCAUUAUGUAGCAUUUAAAAAUAAGCGGCUGUUGUUAACAAUUAUUGGUUUUAGAGCGGUCUAGUACAAAAGAUAGUGAGAUAAACGGUUGGUUUUUAAUAUUGAUUUAUCAUUUUGUAAUUGUUAACUCUUUAAGUACCAUUAUGAAAUUACUGUUGUUACUUAUAACUGCUUCCUUUUUGCUUAAUGAGGUGCAUCCAUGGAGAAUUUUUCGAAAUGGUCGUAUGGUAGGUGGGAAUGUGGGUAUACCAAAACCAGACAAACGUAGAGAAAGUGUGAGAGAUAUUCCAGAACAAUGGUUUACACAAAGUCUGGAUCAUUUUAAUCCUACUGACGAAAGAACUUGGCAACAAAGAUACUUCAGUAAUGACCAAUAUUUUGACUCCACGGCUGGAGGGCCAGUAUUUAUAAUGAUCGGGGGUGAAGGAGAGGCAUCUGUGAGCUGGAUGACUCGAGGAAGUUGGAUAGACGACGCUGAAAAACAUGGUGCUCUUUUGUUCCAGUUGGAACAUAGAUAUUAUGGAAAAAGUCACCCCACUGAAGAUAUGAGCACUGAAAACUUAAGGUAUUUAACCAGCCAGCAAGCUCUAGCAGAUUUGGCCACAUUCAUCACAGCAAUGAACAAAAACUACAGUCUUCCAGCCGACGUAAAAUGGAUUGCGUUUGGGGGUUCAUAUCCAGGUUCCCUAGCGGCGUGGUUGCGUUUUAAGUACCCUCAUUUGGUCCACGGGGCCAUGUCCGCAAGUGGUCCUCUUUUAGCAGAAGUCGAUUUUUUGAAUUAUUUUAAAGUUGUUAGUGAAUCUUUGGCCACUUAUAGCGACGAUUGUGUCACAGCUGUACAACAAGGUGUUGACCAAAUCGGUACUCUUUUGAAACAAGAAAUCGGCCAGGAAAAUUUGAACGAAAUGUUUAAUCUAUGCAACCCAAUUCAAGAAUCUUUGGAAAAUCCGUCAGACAUAUCAAAUUUGUACGAAACUAUCGCCGACAAUUUUGCGGGGGUUGUCCAAUAUAAUAAAGAUAAGAGGAUGAAUAAUCGGGCGGCUGCUAAUAUAACAAUAGAUGUAGUUUGCGAAAUUAUGGUGAAUCAAACAAUUGGACCUCCUGUUAAUCGUCUUGGAAAAGUAAACGAAUUGUUGCUUAGUACUUACGAUGAAAAAUGCUUGGAUUAUCAGUACGAUAAAAUGAUCGAUUCUUUGAGGAAUGUCAGUUGGGACAGUGAGGCGGCGGAGGGCGGACGUCAAUGGACGUAUCAAACGUGUACAGAAUUCGGUUUUUAUCAGACGUCGUCAUAUGAGCCCCAUAUAUUUGGGGAUCAAUUCCCUAUCAGUUUCUUUAUCCAGCAGUGUGAGGAUAUUUAUGGUGAUAUUUAUGAUGCGGAUUUUAUUGAUGGGGCUAUCGAUCGUACGAAUACUCUUUACGGAGGUCUUGACAUUGAAGUAAGCAACGUUGUAUAUGUGCAUGGAUCUAUAGAUCCGUGGCAUGCCUUGGGAAUAAUUAAAACCGUGGACGAAAGUGCACCAGCGAUUUACAUUGAGGGAACUGCCCAUUGUGCCAACAUGUAUCCUCCAGCUGAUACAGAUCUGCCUGAGUUAACUGCUGCGCGCCAGCAAGUUUCAGAACUGAUUGACUCUUGGCUAAAGAAUUAAACGAUCGGAGUGAUAGUUCCGAUUUUUAUUAUAUACAAUGCGAUUCAAUUGAUAUAUAUUUUGUUUAUAUAUUUACAAUAAUUGUUUUUCCAACGUCGUCCACUUUUGGUCCUAUUGACACAAAAAAAUAAAUGUUAGGUACAUAA
Messenger RNA from Zophobas morio, 1808 nucleotides. Its product is annotated as putative serine protease K12H4.7. Lineage: Eukaryota; Metazoa; Arthropoda; Insecta; Coleoptera; Tenebrionidae. Gene Ontology annotation, molecular function: serine-type exopeptidase activity; dipeptidyl-peptidase activity. The transcript is spliced from 6 exons. Bases 160 to 1662 code for a protein of 500 amino acids. The record is from RefSeq and is a predicted model, not a curated record. Gene Ontology annotation, biological process: proteolysis.